Molecule: messenger RNA, 1938 nt
Organism: Penicillium digitatum Pd1
Lineage: Eukaryota; Fungi; Ascomycota; Eurotiomycetes; Eurotiales; Aspergillaceae
Product: serine/threonine-protein kinase
Biological process (GO): intracellular signal transduction; protein phosphorylation
Cellular component (GO): cytoplasm
Molecular function (GO): protein serine/threonine kinase activity; ATP binding
Source: RefSeq, a predicted model, not a curated record
AUGAAGAAACUGAACCAUAACAAUCUAGUGUCAUUGAUCGAGGUCUUGGACGAUCCGACAGAGGACUCGUUGUACAUGGUGAUGGAAAUGUGCAAGAAGGGUGUUGUCAUGAAGGUCGGACUGGAAGAGAAAGCAGAUCCGUAUGACGACGAGCAAUGUCGAUGUUGGUUCCGUGAUCUGAUCUUGGGAAUCGAGUAUCUGCAUUCACAGGGGAUUGUCCACCGAGAUAUAAAACCAGACAACUGUCUGGUGACCAAUGACGACAUUUUGAAAGUGGUCGAUUUCGGCGUGUCGGAGAUGUUCGAAAAAGAUUCAAAUAUGUUCACUGGCAAGUCAGCAGGGUCACCAGCAUUUCUCCCGCCAGAGCUGUGCGUGGUCAAACAUGGCGAUGUAUCCGGAAGAGCGACGGAUAUCUGGUCCAUGGGGGUAACUCUAUAUUGUCUGCGGUAUGGAAGGCUGCCAUUUGAGAAGCAGAGCAUCUUCGAGCUGUAUGAUAGUAUCAGGGGAGAUCUUCUGGCCUACGAAGAAGAGUCAGAUGAAGUAUUCAAAGAUCUGAUAGGACGGAUCCUCGAAAAGGACCCAGAGAAACGAAUCGACAUGUUUGGUUUACGAGAACACCCCUGGGUAACAAAGCAUGGGGCUGAUCCUUUGCUGUCAUUUGAGGAGAACACGUCGCAAAUCAUCGAGCCACCGACAGAGGAGGAGAUGAACUCGGCCAUUACAACUAACAUGGGACACCUUAUGACCGUGAUGAAAGCCGUCAAAAAAUUCAAGCGACUAACAGAUCCUUCCAAAGCACAAUCCCCCAUUCAAAGUACGUUUGGUAAGAGCAUCCUGGGUGGAGACCACGAUGCCUAUCUUGUCGAGCCACCAAUGGAAAUGGACCCAGACGAACCCUUCCCAGCAGUGGGAUCGGCUCCACAAACACAUGACGCCUAUGGCUUGCACGCAGGUCUACGCAAGGGUUUUGGCCGGCGCCCUUUUGCCGCAUUCCGAGACGAUUCCGGAGCCCUCGGGUCUAGUGAUUCAGCCAGCUUUUCAUCUCGGCCGGAGUACAGCCCGAGCAACAGCAAAAAACCCAGCGGUGUGUUCGAGCCCGAGCGAAAAGUCUCCGGCUGCAUCCGCAGCGGGGGCUCCCCGGCUCAACCGGAUAUCGGCCACGAAGCUCAACCCCACUCUCAAUCGGCAUCACCCCAUAUCCCCCUCUCGCGAGCAAGCUCAGGUAGAACCAAGCGCAGCCUGGAGGGGACGAGAGGCCAUGCCCGUGAUCCGCUGGAGGAGGAGUUUCCCUACCUUUUUAUUGGUCCAUCUACAUACACCGGCUCCUCGCAGCAGGAACCCAUGGAGAGUAGUGAUGAGCCAACGCCUAUGUUCCAAGGGCCAGAACAUUCUGACCGGAUUGAGGAUGAUGAGCUUGUGCAGUUCGUUAGUGAAUCGCCCGGGGCUGCAGAUUUCAAUAUCUACGAGACGGCGUACAUGAAGGAACUCGAUCGCAUCAAGCGCAACCAGAGAGACCGCGAUACCGGCCCGAAGGUGUAUCUGACUCGGCUUGUCGAGAAAAAAAGCGCUGAAAUGACGAAACUGGCCAAAGAGAAGGAGUUGGAUCUUCAAAUUGGGAAUCAAUUCACUCCUCCUUCUCUGUCGAGAGCACCCUCAGGCUUCGGGUCUGCGGUUAAUGCACUGCUCUCACAGAUGCUGCAGAAAAGACAGGCUGAGGAGUCGGAGGAGCAGGGUGAUGAUGCAUGUAAAGAUCAGAACCACGAACCUCACCCCCACCCUCCCAAACGCCUGUCACUUUCAACCCAACCUAUACCAGAGCCUGAACAGUCUUCUUUGGAGGCGACCGGUGUGUCGUCUCCGGUGGGAAGCGGUGAUUCCAAGGCCCAGCUGCAGCGAAUUCUUGAUCGAGUUCGUGGAAAAUCUGAUAGUGCGAAGUGA